Gossypium arboreum is the source of this 3669-nucleotide messenger RNA. Its product is annotated as pentatricopeptide repeat-containing protein At1g02060, chloroplastic-like. The coding region runs from base 43 to 3438 and encodes 1131 amino acids. Gene Ontology annotation, molecular function: acyltransferase activity, transferring groups other than amino-acyl groups; protein binding. The transcript has 4 exons. The record is from RefSeq and is a predicted model, not a curated record. Lineage: Eukaryota; Viridiplantae; Streptophyta; Magnoliopsida; Malvales; Malvaceae. Gene Ontology annotation, biological process: polyketide biosynthetic process.
AGCAGGGAAGAAAUAAAAUUAUUUGUUUGUAGUAUUUUUAUUAUGUUCAUGGAAAUGGUGCUUAGUCCUCGUUCUUACCAUGGUGUCGGCAAGCAACUUUUUCUUUACCAGUGUCCGCUUCGUUUUGUUAUCCGGUGCUUCUCCUGUGGUCGAAUCGAGAUACAUGGCGAAGGCACCAAUGAAGGAAAUCAGGGUUUGGAUGAAAAAGCAGAAUCAUCGACCAAAACCAAGGGGGCAAAAUUUAUGGCUCGUGUCAUCAACUCCACGCCAUGGUCAAGUGAGCUUGAAUCCUCUAUUUCUUCUCUGUCUCCCUCUCUGUCGAAAACCACCGUCUUGCAAACACUUCGCCUCAUUAAAAAUCCAUCUAAAGCUCUUCAAUUCUUUAACUGGGUUCAACAAAUGGGUUUCCCUCACGAUGCCCAAUCCUUUUUCUUGAUGAUUGAAAUCUUGGGUAAAGAAAGAAAUCUCUAUGCAGCUCGUAAUUUAACGCUUUCAAUUGAGAAAAGGUCUAAUGGGUCUGUUAAGCUCGAGGACAAGUUCUUUAACAGCUUGAUUAGGAGCUAUGGUAAAGCGGGGUUAUUUCAAGAGUCUAUCAAGGUUUUCGAAACAAUGAAAAGCAUCGGCGUGUCUCCUUCUGUCAUUUCAUUCAAUAAUCUUUUGUCAAUUUUGCUUAAAAGAGGACGCACGAAUAUGGCAAAGAGUGUGUUCGAUGAAAUGCUUAGCACAUAUGGGGUUACACCAGAUGUGUAUACUUUUAACAUUUUGAUUAAAGGGUUUGGCAUGAAUUCAAUGGUUGAUGAGGGGUUUAGGUUUUUCAAGGAAAUGGAGCGGUUUAAAUGUGAUCCUGAUGUUGUCACUUAUAAUACAAUUGUUGAUGGAUUAUGCAGGGUGGGAAAGGUUAGAAUUGCCCACAAUGUGGUGAAAGGUAUGAGCAAGAAAAGUUUGGAUUUGAAUCCUAAUGUCGUUACUUACACUACUCUGGUUAGAGGGUAUUGUAUGAAGCAAGAUAUUGAUGAAGCUUUGGCUGUUUUCCAAGAGAUGAUUUGUAGAGGUUUGAAACCGAAUAAGAUCACUUAUAAUACUUUAAUUAAAGGGCUCUCUGAGGUGCACAAGUAUGAUAAGAUAAAAGAAAUUUUGGAGGGAAUGAGAAAAGAUGGAAGAUUUACUCCAGAUACAUGCACAUUCAACACGCUGAUUAAUGCGCACUGCAAUGCUGGGAACAUGGAUGAAGCUUUAAAUGUGUUCAAAAGGAUGUCAGAAAUGAAGGUACAAUCAGAUUCAGCUACUUAUAGUGUUAUAAUCAGGAGUUUAUGUCAAAUAGCGGACUUCGAAAAAGCAGAGGAGUUCUUUGAUGAGCUAGCCAAAAAGGAGAUAUUAUUAGGUCAUGUAGGUUGUACACCUGUUGUUGCGGCAUAUAAUCCCAUGUUUGAGUAUUUAUGUGCUAAUGGAAAAACUAAGAAAGCUGAGAGAGUGUUUAGACAGCUAUUGAAGAGGGGGAGACAAGACCCUCCUGCUUACAAGACUUUAAUCUUAGGGCACUGCAAGGAAGGUACGUUUGAAGCUGGAUAUGAGCUCUUGGUCUUGAUGUUGAGAAGAGACUUUGAACCGGGUUUUGAGAUCUAUGACUCACUGAUUACUGGUCUCUUGCUGAAGGGUGAAUCUCUUCUUGCUUGCCUGACCCUGGAGAAGAUGCUGAAGAGUUCACAUCUCCCACAGACAUCUUCUGUUCAUUCCAUACUUGCAGAACUUCUGAAAAAGAGUUGUGCCCAAGAAGCAGCCAGUUUGGUAACUCUAAUGCUGGACCAUAGAAUUAGACUGAAUAUCAAUCUCUCGACACAGACUGUAAAGUUGCUGCUUGCAAGACGGAUGCAGGAUAAAGCUUUUCAAGUUCUUGUAUUACUAUAUGAUGACGGCUAUAUGGUUAAGAUGGAAGACUUGGUUCAUUUCCUUUGCCAGAGUGGAAUGCUUUUGGAGGCGUGCAAGAUGAUACAAUUUAGUUUGGAAAAGCACCAAACUGCUGAUAUUGAAAUUUGCUGCACGGUCAUAGAAGGUCUUUGUAACAACAGGAGACUUUCAGAAGCAUUUGGUUUGUACUAUGAGCUCGUGGAGAGGGGUAAACAUCUAGAGUUGAGAUGCCUUGACAAUUUGAAAAUCACAUUACAAGCUGGAGGACGGCUAAAUGAAGCUGAGUUUGUAUCGAAGAGGAUGCCAAACCAGUGGCAGGCUAAUGAUGCUUCUUCAAAAUUCAGCACCAGGAUGCCAAAAUUUCAGCAGCAAAUGUCAAAAAUUGACAAUAACAAUGCUCCAUGGCACCGUCUCAGGCGUGCUUCCACACCAGGGAAGGCAACGGUGCUCGCCAUUGGCAAGGCCUUUCCACGGCAACUAAUUCCUCAAGAAUACUUGGUGGAGGGCUAUAUACGCGAUACAAAUUGCCAAGAUGUCUCCAUCAAAGAGAAACUGGAACGUUUAUGUAAAACAACUACUGUGAAGACUAGGUACACAGUGAUGUGCAAGGAGAUUUUAGAUCAAUACCCAGAAUUGGCAACUGAGGGUUCAUCAACUAUCAGACAAAGGCUUGAAAUAGCAAACCCGGCAGUUGUUGAGAUGGCAUUUGAAGCAAGCUUAGCUUGCAUAGAGGAAUGGGGGAGGCCUGCAACUGAUAUCACCCAUAUCAUCUAUGUCUCUUCCAGUGAAAUACGCUUACCUGGGGGUGAUCUUUACCUUGCCAGCGAGCUUGGCUUAAGAAACGAUGUUAGCCGGGUAAUGCUCUAUUUCCUUGGUUGUUAUGGUGGUGCCACUGGCCUCCGAGUAGCUAAAGACAUAGCUGAAAACAACCCAGGAAGUCGUAUUCUGCUAACCACCUCUGAGACUACCAUCCUUGGUUUUCGACCUCCAAACAAAGCACGCCCUUAUGACCUUGUUGGUGCAGCACUUUUCGGUGAUGGAGCAGCAGCAGUCAUCAUUGGAACUGAUCCAAUAACGGGAAAAGAAUCUCCUUUCAUGGAACUCAGCUAUGCGGUACAACAAUUUCUGCCAGGAACACAGAGUGUCAUCGAUGGGUGCCUUACUGAAGAAGGCAUAAACUUCAAACUUGGCAGAGACCUUCCCCAGAAGAUCGAAGACAACAUUGAGGAAUUCUGCAGGAAACUCAUGUCAAAGGCUAGUUUGACAGAUUUCAAUGAAAUGUUUUGGGCAGUUCAUCCUGGAGGACCGGCGAUACUUAACCGCUUGGAGAGCACUCUUAAACUGAACAAGGGGAAACUAGAAUGUAGCAGGAAAGCUUUGAAGGACUUCGGAAAUGUGAGCAGCAAUACCAUUUUCUAUGUGAUGGAAUACAUGAGGGAAGAGUUGAAGAGAGGAGGAGGAGAAGAAUGGGGGCUUGCCUUAGCAUUUGGUCCUGGAAUUACUUUUGAAGGCAUUCUUCUUCGCAGCCUGUAACUACAUGACAUUCAUAUUGGGAAGUUGUUACUUUGUUUUCUAAUCUUUAUAAUGCCAACAGCAACUUGUUAACUCUCUCUCUCUCUCUCUCUCUCUCUCUCUCUAUAUAUAUAUAUAUAUAUAUAUAUAUAUUCAUAUAUUGUGCUUGUUUUAGUUGACAUGACAUGGAAAAUGACAUUGAGUUCUUCUUUAUCUUUGAUAACCAUAUGUUCAAUUCCUCUCAAGUUUCAA